AUGAUCGAGUUGGUGAAAGUGAGUGAUAAUCAAAAGGUGGUUGGCACAAUGCGGGAUAUAGGGGCGGACUCGUUCGUGUGCCGUGUGCAGUACCUUAACGAUUUGGAUCCUUUCUCGGAAUACAACGUGAGAGAGCCCUCGAGGCCCCUGUACCAUACGUUCAACACCACUAUACCACUGUCGUAUCAAAUUGCAGCGGUACACCGGUUGCUGCAAGCACCUCAUAGGUUUCCACGGCUCACCAUGCUGGCGGGCAGCCAACUCCGCCCGCGCUGGAUGCACUCCGGUAGACACCAGUCAUUCGCCCUGGAUGCGUUGGAUGACGCCACUCUUCAAGUGUUCAAAGAUGGUGACUAUGGACCGUAUCUGGACUUGGACUCCACUCUCGGAGAGCAGGAUGAAGAAUUGGAAGGUCUCCAAGACAAAGUUGCGGAGAGAAUGAAGCGAUACUCGCAAGAUUCUUUCUUCACACGGUCGUCUUCUGUCGAGAGCGUCUCACGCGACGUAGCCCGCACUAACCGCCUAUCGCUAGACUCCGGCAUCGACGAGGAUGGGAUCUUGGUGAAGACCAGUGUUGUGUUGGACCUGGAAAAUGAUAUGUCAGAAGACGAGGAGCUCGACAGUUUCGACUUCGAGUGA
Molecule: messenger RNA, 639 nt
Organism: Chilo suppressalis (striped riceborer)
Lineage: Eukaryota; Metazoa; Arthropoda; Insecta; Lepidoptera; Crambidae
Source: the annotation of a GenBank genome assembly